This is a messenger RNA of Bombyx mandarina (wild silkworm), 2811 nucleotides long. Its product is annotated as fanconi-associated nuclease 1. Gene Ontology annotation, cellular component: nucleus. The record is from RefSeq and is a predicted model, not a curated record. Gene Ontology annotation, molecular function: flap-structured DNA binding; 5'-flap endonuclease activity; 5'-3' exonuclease activity. Gene Ontology annotation, biological process: interstrand cross-link repair. NCBI's taxonomy places the organism in Eukaryota, Metazoa, Arthropoda, Insecta, Lepidoptera, Bombycidae.
ACAUAAUGUAAAAAGACGCUCGUUCAAGUUUUCACAGGAGCUGUCAUCGAGAAAUUAAAGAAAUGGAAAUAGUAUAGUACUAUACCGGGCAGGCCAUAACAUAAAUAAUUUAUGUAUUACAUAUAAAACCUGUGAAUAAAAUUGAAAUUGUGGAAAAAAUUAUGGAAACAGUUGGAAAUUAAUACAUAUGAUGACAAAUGUACUUACAUAUUCUUUUGUAGAGUUCAUAGGAGCACCAUGAGCCAUCAAACAAGUAUUGAUAAAUAUUUUAAAUCGAAAUUGCCUAAAAGUUUCAGUAGCAUGAACCAGAAUUCCCCCGGAAGUAAAAAAAGGUUUAGUUUGAGUCUCGCAAAGGGACCCCCCGUAAAGACACUAAAAAAUGAAUAUACUAAUUCUAUAGUAAACAUAUGUCCAAAAGUGGGCCCUGAAAGGGAAAAUUACAAAACUGAAACUUUAGUUGAUUCAAUUAAAUCUGAAAUAAGCCCGACAACGCCACGGAAAUCGCCAAAAUCAUUCGGUUCUCAAGGAUCUGGAUCAAAAGAUAAAUUUUACUCACCAAACAAAAAGCGAGCUGUGUUAAAAAAAAGAAGUCCAGUCAAAAAGAAUUUAGCUCGAGAUUCAUUUGGAUGCUUAGAAAAAGAUAACUCAAUUGAUCAUGUUUUCAAAGCUGCAAGUGAUGGAAUGGAUGAUAAAACUAUAUUUCUAUUGAACAUUAUCUAUAAUUUUUUGAAUAAUGAGAAUUUGAAGAACCUACUAGAUGAAUCUUCUCAGACUCUUUUAAGUAGAUGUCUUCAUGUGAAAAAGCCUGGUGUCAGAGUUAUAUGUAGAUUGUAUUGGAGGCAGGCCACCAUUUACCGCUGGGAUGAUCUUGAAAAUAUCAGCAAUGAUAGGUCUAAUAAAAUUCAAAAACAAAUAGUACAAGAAAUGAUCAGUGAUUUAGUAAAAAAUGGUUUCCUUGAAAAUGUUAAUUCUGAUGAUACAUGCAAAUUAAAUUUUCAUGAGAUAACUUCCAAAUUGAAAGCUGAUGAAUUGAAACAAAUAUGCAAGGAAUUAAAUAUAAAGGUUCAGUCCAAAAAAAGUGCAAUAAAAUUAUUAGAAAAUUACAGCAACCAAAGUUCCAUCAGCAAGUUCUUUAUACAAGUGAAAGAAAACCCUAUGAACAACAAGACCAGGCUCUUGGAAAUAUUUAAAAUAAAAUUAGGGUCAUGCUACAAGUUAACUGAAAAAGCAAGAAGUACACUGUACGAGUUGUAUCUAUUGACAUACUUAGGAAUGGACUACUCAAUUAUAAGAGAGAAGAGGCUGGAACUUACGUUACUGUAUGAGAAGAUUAAUCGUGAGACAUUUCCAAUUAUCGAAAACAGGGAUAUUGAUGAUGCGAGUGUUGUUUUCAAAAAUCGAAAAGAGUUUGAGAAGUAUCUAGAAGCUCAUUAUAUAUACGAAAAGUAUAUAAUCGAGACGGACGAUAAAGUCAAAUGUAUUUUAGUAGAAACGGUGUAUGAAAUGUACAAGAAAAUUGACAAGGAAGACAUGAUUAGAUACACUUCACUACCGGAGUGGUUGCGUCGAUACACGCCGCCAUAUAUAUUUGUGAAAAUAUUAGGAGAUGGGAUCCAAUCGCUGAAGCGUAAUAAAAGUGACGUGUCUUCGAACUUCGCCGUUGAAAUACUCAGUGUGCUGAUAGCGCAGGACUCGUUCAGGCAACACAAGAAAGCUGGCUGGUAUACAGAAAAAGCUUUAAUACUACAGAAAUAUCUUGGACGGCACGAUGAGGCGGCCCAGUUAUUAUUGGAAGGACUUCAGUCGAACAAACUUUCAGACGACGCCAAAGACGCGAUGCGACCUCAAGCUGUCAAAAUAUCGAAGCAGAAAACAAAUGUAGGAAACAAACUAAGAGUAAUUCUCAACGAAAUCGCCAAUGAAAAUAUCAAAUUGGAAAAGGAUUUGAGCGCUGAGCAUUUACACAAAAAUCCUAUGGAUAACUGGUAUAAAGGCAAAUUGAAGUACGAGGUUUGCAUAGAUGGGAUAAGGCAAGCCAUUGAGGUUGAAGAUUACUGUAUCUGGCAUUAUAUUAACAACGGAACGUACACCCACGGUGAUCACUGGGAAGGCAGAAUAAUCACGACAAUAUUCUUUCUGCUGUUCUGGGAUAUCAUAUACUCGAAACCUGCUCACGCACCAGGUAUAUUCCUCAGUCGCUAUCAGAGGUAUCCAUUGGACUUGUACUGCGAUAGUUUCUACACGAAUAGAAAGAGUGAGAUCGACGAGCGAUUGAGUAGUCUAGCGGCGGGCAGCGCAGAGGAUAUGUUGGAGGCCAUGAGACGUGUGUGGGACUCGAGGCCCGAAGGUGAACUAUCUGGACUAACGAGGAGCAUAGAGUGGGACAGGAUAGAGAUGGUGGCGGGUUGCCUGGGGCCGCGGCGGGUGGGGGCGCUGUGCGAGCGACUCGCCACGAACUACGGGCACGCGCACAGCGGCUUCCCCGACCUCACGCUGUGGAACGCACACACGAAAACAAUAACGUUCAUGGAGGUGAAGUCUGACUCUGACCGUCCGUCCGUGAAGCAGCUACAGUGGAUGCAUUAUCUCCAGCAGCGCGGGCUCCGCACGGCCUUCUGCUACGUCGGCGGAGACUCCGGGCGCCGCGCCAGGCUCGACCGUCCCUGACGCUGCCUCCUAUACACGCCAAUUACUGUGUCUGUCACACGCCCGUCAUAAUUUUUCUACCUAUUCUUGUAACCUCGAGAGGCUAUUCUAGAUUCACCGAGCUGGUAGGUGAGCUCACGGGGCUUAAAACGGGAGUGUUGCUAA